Molecule: messenger RNA, 1683 nt
Organism: Rubroshorea leprosula
Lineage: Eukaryota; Viridiplantae; Streptophyta; Magnoliopsida; Malvales; Dipterocarpaceae
Source: the annotation of a GenBank genome assembly
AACUUACUUAUUAAAACUUAAGUAAAUAGAUAAUGAAUAAGUUGAAUUAAAAUCCCAAUUUUAAAGUAUGCAACCGUGUUUAAACGAAGGAUUGUGAGGUGCGCGUAUGCCAUUCCUCACUCUUAACCGAACCCUGAAUCCAGAUCUCUGUGCAGACUUAUUUUAGGUGACUUAUCCCACUUUAUAAUUUGGACGAGUGGCGAUUCCCUUUUUUUUAUAUUUUCACACUUAAUUUUUCAUUUAUUUUGAAAAAAAUCUUAAGUGGUCGUCAACAGAUUGGCGACUCCACUGGGGAACCGAACCUAGAAUCUCUGGUUUCCAUAUUCUAGGUUCACUAGGGUCAAGCCAAUACUUUAACUUUGGGAGAAUUUUCAACUUUUGAUUUUCUUUGUUUGUUGAGUCUUUGUUAGUCUUUGUGCUUGUUGCUUGUUGCUUGUUGCCUAUUGCUUGUUUGCUCAUUGUUUUAGUGGUUGCUUUGAUUGUUUUGCCUUUGAGUAGUUAUCUUGCUACAUCUUGACAUGCAUCAUAUCAUCUCACAUGCUCAUGUAUCAUUGAUAUAACAUGCUUAUUCAUCAUGCAUCAUGCAUCAUGCAUCAUGCUUACAUGUCUACUUGCUUGUGUGGAUAUACUCAUCUUUUACACUUGGCUAUGGAGUACUCAGUGAGUCUCUUCCCUCUUGUGUGAUUAUUUAUAUCUUGUUGCAUGCUAAGUGUUGGUUGCUAAGUGUUACUAACCUUUUGCAUUUGGCAUGGGAGUACUAGGUGAGUCUUUUCCUGUUGUGUAAGUAGGUUUGUUUGUGGAUGAUAUAUUUGUUAAGUGCUUUACAUGCUUUAUUUGAUUGUUGUGGGAUAUAUGUUGUUGCUUUUUGUGGUUGCCAUUAUGCAAGUUAUUGAAGUGUCAUGCCCCUUUGCACACACUCACCUUCAUUUUGCAUUAGGUCCGUGUCGGAGGUGAACUUGACCUCUAGUCUGGAAUCCUUAUGAAUCUGGCUUGGACGAGCAAUUCUUUUCGCUUUGAGGAGUAAGAUCAAUUCCCGUUAGGUUGUUUCCAUUGGUUAAUAUGACACUUGAUGAUGUAAUAUCAUUCUGUGUAUUAGCUUUUGGAAAUAUCUCCCAUUGAUUCUGAAAGGAUAAAUGGUUGAGAAAGCCUAAUGCCCUUUAGGAAAACAUGUAUUAGCUUUAAAGAGAUACCAACCCUAGGACAUGUUUCCUUAGCAUCCCACCUGUGAGGUUAGGCCUCUCGUGUUUAAGACACAAAAGGGCAUUUUACUUCACUAACCUUGUCUCCACAUAUGACAGGUUUUAAUUCUUAUAUACAUUCGAGGUAUGAUUAGUUAUUCAUCUUCUGCAUUUAGACAUCAUUCUUGAGGUUAGGUGCAUUCCAUGCACUUUGUAUCUUCACUUUCAACCCUGUGCAUUAAAAAAAAAAAGUAAAAAAAAAAGAAGAAGAGUUCAUGAUUGUUUCACAUGUCAUGUAUCCAUCCCAUUCAUUUCACAUUAAAUCUUCCAUAUGUCUUGAAAAUUUCACGUAUGUUCAUUGUAUUGCAUUUUCCAUCUCAUGCAUCAUAAAAUAUGUUUUCAUGUUUGUCUUGUGGGGCAUUCUUCAUCAUACUCCUUUUAAAUCCCAUUUUUCAUCUCAUAUUUCACAAAAUUUUACAAAAAAAAAUGAAAUUCCACUCAUAUU